UCAUUUGAUUCAAGUUGUUAAAAAAUGAAGUAUGUUUGAUAUGUAAACUUUCAUUUGAAAAUUUCUAAUUGCUCCAGCUGGUCUAAUCAUCACUUGGCCUAAACACCGAAGAAUACUCAAUAGAACAAUGAGCCAAAUCCACCUGAUCUACGACCACUUCCUCGACAUCGUCCAGUGCAGCGAGCAAAAACUGUGCUGCCCGGACAAGCCGCCAGAAAUAGUGCCGAUGGACAAGUGCACGGCGGCCAGGAACCGCCGCCCGGAACCGCCGGAGGAGCCAAGGUUUCCACCGCGUCCAAAACCACCGAGCUGUGCUAACUGUGAACCCGUGUGCUUCCCCGACAGGCCGAUAUGCUGCGUCGAAAAGUUGGACUAUUGCAACGAGAGGAGUUCCUGUCUGCCCUGCGUGCCUUUGCCGCCCCAGCCGCCUAAACCGCCUACUUGCCAGAAGAAGCAGCCCAAGUGUGAUGAUGGAAAAGCUAAGAAGAAAGGCUGGUGGUAAAAUUCAACAACCAUUUUUUAACAUUCAGGUAAUUGAAUACUGAUUGAAACGAAGAAGAUACGACCAAAAAGUCUCAUUUUUAAUAUCACAGUCAUAUAUCAUCAGUUAUAAAACGGAGCAAAUUAUACUAUAUACAUAAAAAUAUAUUCAUAAAAUAAA
Messenger RNA from Aethina tumida (small hive beetle), 661 nucleotides. RefSeq names its product sperm mitochondrial-associated cysteine-rich protein. The transcript is spliced from 4 exons. NCBI's taxonomy places the organism in Eukaryota, Metazoa, Arthropoda, Insecta, Coleoptera, Nitidulidae. The record is from RefSeq and is a predicted model, not a curated record. Bases 128 to 502 code for a protein of 124 amino acids.